Molecule: messenger RNA, 3645 nt
Organism: Magallana angulata
Lineage: Eukaryota; Metazoa; Mollusca; Bivalvia; Ostreida; Ostreidae
Exons: 1
Coding region: 95-2971 (958 amino acids)
Source: RefSeq, a predicted model, not a curated record
CACUUGAUUGGUCAUGCCAUGAAGGCAUAACCUUAGCGGUUUAAAUGUAAUACAGCUUAAAGCGUGUACAAACAGAAAGUAAAAACACUGGAAAAUGGAGGUGUUUAUGGUUGUGUUUGCAAUUUUCAUAUUAUGUGCUCGACCAAUUUUGGGCUUUGAAAAAAAUAAUACAUUGGACAAAACUACGCCAGGCUUGACAAGUUAUACGUACGUGUAUCCAAACCGGGACAGUGUGGUCACACUGUCAAGAAACUGUACUGUGAAACCUGUGUCCGAAAUGGUGAGACAUGACAUCAAGGAACUUCUAGAUGCUGGAACCAAACUCAUAAUAUUUAAUCUUAACUUUCAAAACCAUUCCGGAGAGUUGCCAGGGGAAGACGAGUCUGACAUUUACAAACCGUUUCUUUGGGAGAGGAGCACUGGUCGGCAUGGUCAAGGGAUUUUGUUUUUAAAGACGGGUUUCGAAAUACUAUCACUUUCCACGCUAACAUAUGGCACCGAAAAAAUGAAGGUAGAGUUGAUGGAGGAACCAAAUGGAUGUCUACUGAAUAGAACUAUAUGGGAAAUAGAGAACGGCCUGAGACAUAUCUUAUUGAACGAUUUUAAAGAAAUUUCCCCCGAUGGAAGGGGCGGAAGUUUGGGUGAUAAUGAACACAUAUGUAACAUGCACAUUAAAAACGACGAGCAGCGCGCCGUGUUUUAUCAUAUUUGUUGCAGAAAAAAUUCAAAAGGGGAAACGGAUUGUCAGGAAUUGGUAAAAGAUUUUUGGGUUCAAAUGUUAUUUUACUGUAUCUACUUCUUGAAUCUAAUUGUGAUUAUGUUUUGUCCCUAUCUCAUUCCUAAAUCAUGGUACCAGGAUAAGUAUCAAACACUGAAAUUUGAAUUCGAUUGCAAAACCCAAAUUGAGGUUCGUGUAAAAAAAACUUACCUAAAAACUGGCAGACCCAUUGCAGGAAAUGUUGUGAAUAUUGACCUCUUGUCUUCGAUGAAUUCGUUCAUGAAACAAUUAGGAAAAAUGGAUGACGGUGUCGUUUAUCCUAUGCGUCUUUCCAAGAUUCAUUUAGAUGUCAAGCGUGAACGUCUCAUACCUCCUAACGAUGUCCCUGUUGGAAUUAUUAGAUCCAUUUACGAUGCUUUCUUCCGCUGUCAGAUCCGAGAAAAAAAUUGUUUAAAAACAUGUUGUCAUCGCAGCAUCUUUGAGCCUUUUCGAGGAUCUUCGCUGAGAGUUACACACAUAAAGUGGUACCGCUGCCUCCAAAAACUAAUGCUUAUUGUUUCCUUUGCUUUGGCCAUCGUCCCGUGGAUCAUUAGAAUCGCCAUCUUUUACCGGUACGAGGACAACGAGCAUGAUGAUAGGGAUAAGGCAGCACGUGACAGGAAGUUAGACAUCCACUAUGCAUACUUCCCUGGAAGCUUGACUAGUUUUCUCACGCCUGUUCACAUCGUCUUUUUAUUUUGUUAUGCUGUGUUGGCUUUGGAUGCUGUUUUGUUCGGAAUUUUAGAAAUGUUCACAUCAGAAAUUAAAAGAAACUUAGAAUUGGUUCUUCGAAAAUGUUUCCGGGACAUGCACGAAUCUUCUUACUCGAAAUCAGUGGGAUGGGCAGUAAGAACCAUGCUUUAUCCUUUGAAAGAAUAUGGAGUCCUUGGUCUAGUAGUUGUUGGCAUUUACUGGCUUUUUGUUCUGCCGGUCAUUGCCCUAGUCUUGGCCUUUUACUGCAUUCCGACCCUCAAUAUUGCUAUUCGCUUACUGUGCCAUUUAUUUAUUGUUAUUUUCCCCGAAUUUAAAUUUGUUACGACACUAAAAGAGAAGAUAGGUGUCGUGGGUCUCCUGCGUAAAGAAACUGUAGCGCGACUGCCGGUGAAAUCAACACAUUGGUUCCGAUUUGUUCAGUUCAUCGUUAUUCUGUUAAGUCUCUUAGCUCUGCUUUCCUGUGUUCUUUUGGUGGUAGAAGUGAUAGUUUUCUUUGUUGAAAUCGUUGUUUACACAUUAAUAGGCAUCAUUCUGAAUGCUUCACAAACUCUGAAGCACGUCUCGUUACUUUUUAUGCUAACGCUUUACGCUCGAGACUGUUUUGGCGGCGUUACCAAAAAAUACCAAGCUUUCAAUGAAGCCAUCAACAAAGCGCUUCUGGCAAAAGUGAAGGAAGAUGUGGACAAGGUAGCUUGGCAGACAGCUGAUGUACAGCCAAACACUGCUUUCCAAGUCAGUGUUGACGAUCAUGGUGACAAACCGACGUCAAUAAACCCAAUUCUCUGUGUCUCAAAUGGCGUCCUAAAAUGGACGAUUCCCCGACUUCUGCUGUUUCUUGACAACCAAGACAAGCCAUACAUAACUCGCACUUUCUUCUUCAAGGCUGCCUACAUGGAUCACGUGGGAUGUCCCGGAUCUUUGUACAAGAACUUGAUCCGAGCAAUGCGUCAAUUUGUGACCAUUAUUCUGUUUCUCCUUUUUGUUGUCGUGGUCGUCAUGGCGUUUGGAAACGAGUACUCUGUGUCUGGGGUCAACCAAAUGUUAGCCACGCUCGCUGGUGGGUUUUUGCCGUGGAUCUUCCGAAACGUUCUUUUCAAGCCUCCUGCUGACAUAGAAAUUGACACGAGUAGUCUUAGUUUUCAAAACAUGUUUAAUAACGUCAUCAGACACCACAAACAGAACUGGCCAGUGGCUGACUUGGUUGCUGAUAACUUACAGCUCGAGAGAAAUGAGGAAACUUAUCCGAAGAGAUUUUCUCCGCAGAUUGACCCUGGCAGUGUUUCUAUGCUCAAUGGAGACAUUGAUGGUGAUAACUUACAGCUGGAGAGCGACGAUUUUGAGAGAAAUGAGGAAACUUAUCCGAAAAGAUUUUCUCCGCAGAUGGACCCGGACAGUGUUUCUAUGCUCAAUGGAGACGUAGUCGACGAGAAUAAGAUAAAUGUAUUGAUCAUCAACAUGUCAAACAGGACAAGGCUUGAAAAUGAAAAAAUGGAUGUGUAAUCUGGGAUAUUCUUAAUUCUUAAUACUAUAGUAUAUAAGGAGAGAUUUUGAGAAACAAUAAUCCUCUAGAAUUCCUAUAGGGUGUUGAUGUUAAUAAUUGCCAUUUUUGUCAGUCAACAGUCAGAAUAUAUUGAUCUCCCUGCUUUGUGGUGCGUUCUUGUUGAUAUGGUAGACAUGCACUGGUGAAGUGUACUUAUUUCCAAUCCUAUUAUGUACUUAUUUGCAUAAUAAAAUAUUUGUUAAAUAUGUAGUGUACUUGUACUUUGUUACUGUGUGGGUUUUUUGGUAAUUUUUUUUUUUUUUACAUUUAUCUAUAUGUACAUCGAUCUGUUCUUAUUUUUUCGAUUUCUUUCACUGUAUUUUUAUUUGUGACUGAAAGCCAAAAUAUCAAUCAAAUCAUUAACAUCAUUAUUCAACAUAUUUCAUCUUUUUUGUGGGGGUCCGUUUUGUGAACGAUGAUCUUUUUUAUAUAUACAUGUAUAAUUAUGUUUUGAUAAACACUUUGUAUAUGUACAAGUACGUUGUUUUGUUUAACUCGUUGCACGUAUACACUAACUUUUAAGUAUUUCAUAUGUUCUUAUUUAACGUUCAUGGAAUAUGUCAAAAGAAUUUAUUGUACAUAAAUCUUUUUUUUUUUACAUAAAGCAUAAAAAAUGAAUUUUGUUUCAUAAUUU